AUGGCAAAAUUGUACCAUCUCUUCCUUUCUACCAUUUUAGUGGUAAUCAUACCUUCAUUAGUGCAUGCUAAUGUCAAAGAACAAGAAUCAUACAUGAAUAAUAUAUUACCAUUUAUUAAUGAUACAUAUUGGCGGGGAAAAGCAUCGGAUGCUGAGAAAGCAAACAACAUAGCUUAUACACCCGAUCCAUAUGCAGUCUCUGAAAACAUGACUUCUGGUGUUAGCGAGAUGAUAACUGAGGGAAAUACAGGAAGAAGGAAUCUGACGGAGAAAAAACUAGUAAGAGGCCGACCAUGUUUGGCUACAAACCCCAUUGACAGGUGUUGGAGGUGUGAUCCUAAUUGGGAAACAAAUCGCAAGAAGCUUGCAGAUUGUGUGCAAGGUUUUGGAAGAAAGACUACUGGUGGAAAAGCCGGUCCUAUCUAUGUGGUAACCGAUCCCUCAGAUAAUGACAUGCAAAAUCCACGUCCAGGUACUCUUCGGUAUGCAGUUACAAGAAACGGACCUUUGUGGAUCAUCUUUGCUCAUAGCAUGGUCAUUAGGCUCAACCAGGAACUUAUAAUGACAAGUGACAAGACCGUUGAUGGACGAGGAUUUAAUGUGGUCAUUGCUAAAGGUGCUGGUUUUACUAUUCAAUUCAUCAGGAAUGUGAUAAUCCAUGGGAUCAAAAUUUUUGACAUUCAAGUUGGUAGUGGGGGACUUAUAAGAGAUGCUGAGAACCAUUUUGGUCUAAGGACUCAGAGUGACGGUGAUGGAAUUUCAAUUUUUGGCUCCAGCAAUGUUUGGAUCGACCAUGUUUCCAUGAGAAACUGCAAAGAUGGGCUCAUUGAUGUCAUUAUGGGAUCUACUGCCAUUACCAUUUCCAAUUGCCAUUUCACAGAUCACAACGAGGCGAUGUUAUUUGGUGCAAGUAACGACUAUGAUGGUGAUAAGAAAAUGCAGAUUACACUUGCAUUCAACCACUUUGGUAAGAGAUUAAUCCAAAGGAUGCCAAGGUGCAGAUAUGGUUUUAUCCAUGUGCUUAAUAAUGACUACACUCAUUGGGAAAUGUAUGCCAUUGGAGGUAGCCAAAAUCCUACAAUUAUAAGUGAGGGUAACCGAUUCAUAGCCCCUAACAACCCCAAUGCUAAACAGAUAACAAAGAGGGAUUACGCACCAGAGUCAGAGUGGAAAAAUUGGCAAUGGAGAUCAAUCAACGAUGUCUAUAUGAACGGAGCAUUUUUCGUUCAAGGAGGACCUGAGCUGACUAACCGACCAUUCUCAGAAAAGGACAUGAUCAAAUCUAAACCUGGAACUUAUGUGGGAAGGCUUACUCGUUAUUCCGGAAGCCUUAGAUGCAGAAAGGGAAGCCCUUGUUAG
Messenger RNA from Lathyrus sativus (Indian pea), 1359 nucleotides. The record is from the annotation of a GenBank genome assembly. Lineage: Eukaryota; Viridiplantae; Streptophyta; Magnoliopsida; Fabales; Fabaceae.